This is a messenger RNA of Nanorana parkeri, 8788 nucleotides long. It is a transcript of the gene MEGF8, whose product is annotated as multiple EGF like domains 8. Lineage: Eukaryota; Metazoa; Chordata; Amphibia; Anura; Dicroglossidae. The record is from RefSeq and is a predicted model, not a curated record. The transcript has 43 exons. Gene Ontology annotation, molecular function: protein binding; calcium ion binding. Bases 113 to 8299 code for a protein of 2728 amino acids.
CCAGUUUCGAGCGCAGCUGGCGAGUUUUGGUUCCGGUUCAUGAGGGAGUACAGAGGUGCAUAUAGCGGAUUGAGCUGCGGUAGGGUCCGCUCCCGAGGGAUGCUGAACGGAGAUGGAGGUCCACGCUGGCUUGUGGACAUGGAGCUGGCUGCCCUGCCUCCUUCUGUUGUCCCAAGUCCACGUGGCAACAUCGGGGGACUGCAAGGGGCAUCGGACAGUGCUGCGUAGUAUGCCGGGAUUUGUGAGCGACGGCCCAGGAAACUAUUCGGUGAACGGCAACUGUGAAUGGUUGAUUGAAGCACCCAACAGCCAUUACCGCGUGUUGCUCCGCUUUCUGUUCAUGGAUACAGAGUGCACAUACGACUACCUUUUUGUGUAUGAUGGAGACUCCUACAGUGAUCCCCUGCUAGCCAGCUUGAGCGGGAACACCCUGCCCCCCACCCUGGAGGCCAUGUCUGGGAAGAUGCUUCUUCAUCUCUUCAGCGAUGCAAAUUACAACUUGCUGGGUUUUAAUGCCACAUACAGCUUCUCCUUGUGCCCGCAAGGUUGCUCCGGACAUGGAACAUGCCAGGAAAACGGCCAGUGUUUGUGUGACUCAGGAUGGGGAGGAGAAGGUUGUCAGGUGCCCGACUGCAGCACGUACUGUCAUUACCAUCAUGGGAUUUGUAACCAGGAGACUCAACGCUGCGUCUGUUUUCCCGGUUACAUGGGGGAGCAAUGUGACCUAUCCCUUACUGAUAACCAGGGAUCCGGAACCUGGUACAAUGUGAGCAGUCAGGAUCCAGACUUUAGCCCUCGCACCGCUGCUGCUGGUGCCUUUCUGCCCCCAACCAAUGCUCUUUACAUAUUUGGAGGUUUGGAUCUGAAUUCUGCUCUUCAAGAUAUGGCCAUUUAUAACUUCACAUCGAACACAUGGGAGAGAAAAACAUACUCUCCUAGCCCGUCUGCUCGACAUUCCCAUGUGGUGGUGGAGUGGAAUGGAACACUGAUUCUAUUUGGUGGGGAGUUACCUGGAGGAAAGCUGACCGAUGACACCUGGGUGUUUCUGCCUUUGGAAGAGCGCUGGAUGAAUCUGACCGGCUACAGCCUAAUAAAGCCCCCUCCUCUGGCUAACCACGCUGCGGCAACUGUGGAUAACUGGUUGUACGUGUUUGGAGGCCGCACAACACAAGAUGUCUUUUCUCCGGAGAUGUACCGUUUCAAUCUCCAUUCCUGGGAAUGGGAGCAGGUCCAUCCAUCUGGAGGAAAGCCACCAGCUGCAGCUGGUCAUUCCAUGGUGUUCCAUUCUGCUUCCCGAACGUUGGUGGUUUAUGGUGGUCACCGGCCAUCCAAUGCAAGGUUCAGCAUACGUGUAAAUACCACAGAUCUGUUUCAUGUGGAUUUAAAUUAUUGGACCACGCUGAAGCCACGCGAUGGUAACCGCGGCGGGCCCCGUGAGAGAGCAUUCCACAGCGCCACUGUUAUCGGGAACUAUAUGGUGAUUUAUGGUGGAAAUCUGCACAUUCACCACCAAGAGGAGAAGUGUUACGAUGAGGAAAUCUUCUUUUACCAUCUUGGCUGUCACCAGUGGGUGCUAAGUGACAUUCUGAGACCACCACCGCAUCAGAGUAAGAUGAAGGCAAAUGUUGUGAGUGGACGGUACUCCCACGUAGCGGCUCUCAUGAAAGGCGGAGUCCUUCUGGUGGCUGGAGGAUACAGUGGUACUCCCCGUGGAGAUCUGCUUGCCUACAAAGUGCCUGUGCCGGGGUCUGUGUAUCAGCCGCCAGUGCAGGAUUACCACCUAGACUAUUGCUCCAUGUACACGGACGAGACCAUUUGUUCCAAGGAUCCAGAAUGUACCUGGUGUGAGACAAGUUGCCAGACCCCUCAGCCAAACAAAAUUUGCCCAGACAAGAGCUGCCUAGGACUGGCGAGACUCCUCUCUGAUUGUCAGUCCUGUCUGGCUUUCAGCUCCAACCUGUCAACCUUCUCCCAUGUCCCACGCUCCUUUGGCUGGUGUGUCCAGAAUGAAUCCUGCAUGCCGAUUUCAGAACGUUCGAACUGUCGUGUAGGGCAGAUUUCAGGUACAUAUGGUUGGUGGGGCACCGUAAACACCUUUAUCACUUCUCUUGAUGGAUGCCGGACCAGCAACUUUCUGCCUGGGCUUCACCUAAUCACCUAUCAGCAACCACGCAAUGAGUCUCAGCCUGAUCGGGUGUCAAUUGUGCGUAGCACAACCAUCACGUUAAGUCCCAGCACAGAGAUGGACGUCUCUCUGGUGUAUAAAGGGUUCUUAUACCCCAUGCUGAGCCAAGGCUCCUCCCCUGACCGCGUCUCCAUCUGGGCUCGCAUUCAGCGCUUCUAUGUUGUGGCUCGUCUUGGGCGGUACCCUGGCAGUACACAGAUGCUGGAGGAGGUUGGCCGAUGGUCAGUGCACCAGGAUAAGGAGAAGCGAGCUCUGCAGAGAAACAGUGGAGAGCGGCUGUUUCCUAAUGCAGAUUGGGGAAGCCGCUAUGCUAUGCAGAUAGAGGGUUAUCUGAAUAAUACAGGAAAUGGACACACAAGUGAGCUGAGCCUGACAUGGGACCGUACAGGCGUCCAGAGUGGAAGUGAGAUUUCUUUCCUGUUCCUGGAACCCCAUCGCUCAGAUGACUGUUCCUACCUUUCCUGCUUGGCCUGCUUGGCAGAUCAAAGCUGCGGUUGGUGCUCUAGGACCCGCACGUGUCACUACAGAUUAGGUGUGGAUUGGGCAAAAUUCUGUCAAGACACACCCCUGAUCCUGACCCCUAGCCACUGUCAAUUGUGCGAGGAGUACCGCGACUGUGAGGCCUGCAGCAAUGACCAGUACUGUGAGUGGCAGAUACACAGCAGCAAGAAAGCAGACUCUCUGUGCAGCCGCAGAGGAAGAGUGAAUGGUUCUAUACGAUCACCCCAGGAAUGUCCCCGUGCGUGCAAUCGGCGCAGGACAUACACUGAAUGUCUCUCUAAUUCCAGUCACUGUGCAUGGUGCCAGUCUACUGAAAGCUGCUUUUAUUUUGCCGCUUACCUGGCAAAGUAUCCUUAUGGCGACUGCAGGGACUGGUACGACAGUGUCCACUCUGUGCCCCAGGUUAUGGAUUGCUCCAGGUUUAACACCUGCCGGGAGUGUCUGCAAAACUUUGAAUGCGGCUGGUGCGGGAACACUGACAACCCAACCUUAGGGCGGUGCUUCUCUGGUGACUACUCUGGCGUCCGGGGUUUCUCUUCGUGUUCCAGGGCUCUGACACUGGCUGGACUCCCAGAAGAGCCGGCUCAGUGGUCAUAUGCUUCCUGCCCAGAUGUCGAUGAGUGCCGGCUGGGGAUGGCCACCUGUCACAAACAUGCCACCUGCAGAAACACGCCCGACUCCUAUGAGUGUCACUGUGACCGCGGAUAUACGGGAGAUGGCGUCACCCACUGCAAUCAAACGUGUUACAAUGAGUGCUCCCAUGGCUCUUGCAGUGGGCCUCCAUUUUACGCCUGUCUCUGUGAUCUCGGAUGGACUUCGAACCGCACAACGGUGACAGAGAGUGGAGUGGAAUGUAGCGUGGACUGCGGGUGUAACUUCCACAGUACCUGCGCUCAUGGACCAGGCAUCUGCGAUGUCUGCCAGGAUUGGACACAAGGGGUAUAUUGCCAGGAGUGCCAGCCUGGCAGCUUUGGAAGCGCCACACAGAAGCCGGGGUGCCAGGAAUGUGCCUGCCACAAACACGGGACCCCUGAAUUGGGUUAUUGUGACCGAGAGACGGGUGUUUGUUACUGUACAGACAACACUCAGGGAGAACACUGCGAGAAGUGUGCACCUGGGUAUUAUGGAGACCCCAGGAAUGGUGGGAUUUGUUACCUUGAAUGCCAGGGCCGCCAGCUGCUCACCAACGUGUCUUCCUCCGCUCUUGGCUCGCCUGGCGGCUCAUACUGUCUGUGGGUACUGAAUGUAUCUUCUCAGGUGGAACCCUGUCACCCAGAUGACAGCUGCCCAAGGCUUAGCUUCAGUCUCCAGCCAGACUUCAAUAUCCCCUGCACGCAUAGCUAUGUCUAUGUGUUUGAUGGGAAUCCGGCUUUCCUGGAUACAGGGCUCCUGCAAUCGGAUCGCAGCUUGCUGGGAGCUUUCUGUGGACGAGGACGAGGUGAAGCACCACUGACUGUGGAGGCAAAUACAGGGAUCCUUGUGGUGUAUUAUGAAGCAAAUAACACAGAGCCCUCUGGCUUUAAUGCCACCUACACUGUGCAUGAGUGUUAUCCGCCUUGUGAACCCAAUAAAGUGUGCCGGGGACAGAGCUGCGUCUGCAAAAGCCCCCUGUCCGGUCCUUACUGCCUGCGUAAUGUCUGUCCCCGAAACUGCUCCGCUGAAGUUGGCAGAGGAGUCUGUAACCAGACUCUUGGCGUAUGUUUCUGUUCUCCUGGUUAUGCUGGAGAUGACUGUUCAGUCUAUCUAGACUCUGGAAAGAUUGUUUGGGAAAGUCUCAUGGAUCCUCAACUCACAGCAGAUUCAGCAAGCCGUUUUCUGCACCGCCUUGGACAUACUAUGCUGGAAGGGCCAGAUAAUACUCUCUGGAUGUUUGGGGGCUUGUCUUUACGGGAUGGAGUGCUGGGCAGUGUUUAUAGGUACUCUGUCUCUGAACGUCGCUGGACGCAGAUGUUGGCUGGAACCGAGGGUGGAGGCCCAGGACCAAGUCCCCGAUAUUUCCAUGCAGCUGCAUAUAACUCCAUUCGAAAUGCCAUGUAUGUUCUGGGAGGGCUUACAAGUUAUGGGGCCUACAGUGACUUUUGGGUGUUGAACCUCACAACUUUGCAAUGGCGGAGAGAAUCAGAUCCUCUCUUGCCAUCAGUGGCUGGUCACACGCUCACUUCACGUCGUGGAUCAUCCUUAAUAUUGAUUGGUGGAUAUUCCCCUGAGAAUGGUUUCAAUAAUCGUGUGUUGGAGUACAACAUUGAAUUAGAGAUCUGGAAAGUGGGACGCCAUACAGGCACGCCACCUACUGGUCUCUAUGGUCAUUCCACUGUGUAUCAUGAAGCUACCGAUGCCUUCUAUGUGUUUGGCGGACAUCGGUUUCAUGUGGAGGCUGUGACGCCCUCUCCUGAGCUUUACAGUUUAUAUUAUCCUAACCUGACUUGGAGCUUGCUCGCCCCUUCACAGGGAAGAAAGCCUCUUUCACACUUCUUCCAUGUUGCUGCCGUAUUAAAGGACACCAUGGUCGUAGUGGGCGGACGAACAGAACAGCAGGAGUACAGCAAUGAGAUUCUGUUCUAUCAGAUCCAUUGCAAUUCCUGGAUAAGACCGAACAGGACUGACGUAGUCCUGGGUGUGCCUGUGAACGAGUCAAUAGGUCACGCAGUUGCUGUGGUUGGAAGCCGGCUUUACCUCUCAGGCGGGUUCAAUGGUGUUGCUCUAGGACGCAUGGUGACUCUAUCUGUGCCCUCGGACCCCUGCAUGUUGUUCAGCACUCCAUCUUCUUGCAAUCAGAGUGCAGCAAGUUGCGUCUGGUGCCAGCACAGCUGCACGUCUGCUGACAUUGCUGAAAGACGUGGCUGUCCCCAAGCACUCUCCUCGUGCUUUCCUUUGCCAAGAUCGGCAGAUGAUUGCAGAAGAUUGAAGACCUGCAGUGAGUGCCUGGCACAGCACCCUCGCUCCAUGACCCCACGCUGCAAAUGGUGCACAAACUGCCCAGAGGGAGCCUGCAUCGGCAGUGAUGGAAGCUGCACCUCGGAAAACGACUGUCGCAUUAAUCAACGAGAGAUAUUCCUGGCCAGUAACUGCUCUGAGAUCUCCUGUGAGGCUUCUGAUUGCUCAAAGUGCAUUGCUUCAGGGAAGUGCAUGUGGACCCGUCAGUUUAAACGCACGGGGGAGACCCGGCGGAUCCUCAGUGUCCAGCCCACAUACGAUUGGACGUGUUUCAGCCACUCUUUGCUCAAUGUCUCUCCAAUGCCUGUGGAGUCUUCACCGCCUCUUCACUGUCCCACCCCUUGCUACAAUCACAGCACAUGCAAUGAGUGCCUUAGCUCUAAGGGAGCAGAUGGCGGCUGGCAGCAAUGUGUGUGGAGCGUCGCGCUGAAACAGUGUAUGAGCCCCACAUUCCUGCCCAUGCGUUGUGCCGCUGGAGCCUGCGGCAGAGUCCUGAGUGGUGCAGAGAGCUGCUCUCCAUCCUGCUCCCAGCACACCCACUGUGCUGCCUGCAUCCAGCAUCCCCGCUGUGGCUGGUGUGCCCGUAAAGAAGGAAAUGGGGAGGGAAGAUGCAUGGAAGGAGGACCCAGUGGACCCACACAAGGUAUGGGGGAACUGUGCAGUUCUAGGGAGUCCGACUGGGCCUUCAUGUCCUGCCCACCUGAAAAUGAAUGCCUGAAUCAGCAUCACGACUGCAACGAGACUCAAAACUGCAGCGACCUCCUUUAUGGAUUCAAGUGCACAUGCAAGAAAGGCUACACCCUGCACACCAUUACAGGCCUGUGCCACCCUGUCUGCGAACACGGUUGCGUGAACGGAACCUGCGUGGAGCCGAACAGCUGCCGCUGUGACUUUGGCUACGUGGGAGAGAAUUGCUCGGUGGCCUGUCGUUGUAAUAAGCACAGUGACUGUGAGGGGCUCGGAAAGGAAGAUGUGUGCAAGGAGUGCCACAAUAACACCAUGGGAGAACACUGUGAAAAGUGUAAACCCCUCUUUGUGGGAUCGGCAAUUAAUGGAGGAACUUGCCGGCCGUGCCUUGAUUUCUGCCGGGGCAAUAGCGAGGUGUGUAUUACUAUGGAGGAACACGAGAAAGCCCUGAGGGAACCAGAGAAGUAUUCCUUGGAUCCGGAGAAGAUACCCACUUGGGUGACUCGGGGCCCUACGGAGGACACAGCUAUCUGUGUGCACUGUCAGAAUAACAGUCUCGGAGACAAGUGUGAGGGCUGUCUGCCUGGCUACUUCCUGCUGGACAAACGCUGCACCAAGUGUCAGUGUAACGGACAUGCUGAUACUUGCAAUGAGCUUGAUGGCACAAAUUGUCCUUGUAGUAAUAACACGGAGACACAGAAUUGUCAGAACAGUCCCCAGACUGAGAAGAAGGAGUGCUACAAAUACCAGUGUGCAAAAUGCAAAGACUCUUUCCAUGGUAAUCCAGUGAAUGGCCGUCAAUGUUACAGACUCAUGACAGUAGAACAAGAAUACUGCUUCGACCCAACAUCUCAGAAUAACUGCUUUCAUGAGCCUAAUAUCCAAAACUUGCCAUAUGGCCGUAGUGUCUUUUUCGGAGUCCAGCCUAAGUUCACCAACGUGGACAUUAGAGUCACUGUCGACGUGACUUUUGGCUGUGUGGAUGUAUUCGUGUCUACGUCUGCAGAGAGCUUUGCCAUUGAUGUUGACCCGUUAACAGGCGUUCACUCUAUCAGAGUAUACAGGUUAGCAGACAAUGAUGUUCCUGGGGGUCCAGAGCCACUAACCGUCGCUUCAGUCAAUAGUAGCCUAUUGCAUGUUGUCGGCAGGUUGAGUUGGCUUCGUGAGGAACGUCCGAAAGGGCUGAUUACAUACAUUACAGUUCGCAAUCAGCAGACAGUAUUAAUAGUUCGGGGUGUCAAAGACCGCGUGGUCAUCACUUACCCUCAUGAGCUCCAUACGUUGAAAAACAGCCGAUUUUAUCUUCUGCUUCUGGGCAAUUCAACCAUGGGCUCUGGAGAGUCACAAGGCCUGCUUUUCUUCCGUCAAGACCAAGCACACAUAGACCUCUUUGUCUUCUUCUCUGUGUUCUUCAGCUGUUUUUUCCUAUUUUUGUCUGCCUGUGUCCUGCUCUGGAAGAUAAAACAGUGGCUAGAUGUAAGGAGGGAGCAAAGACGCCACCUGCAAGAGAUGAGCAAAAUGGCAAGCAGGCCGUUUGCCAAAUUGACUGUCUACUUCCACCCAGAUGUGGAGAUGGUUGGAUGUCAUCCUGGAGGACAAGUCCUACCAUCACUUCAACACCACCACCAUCAUCAUCAUCAUCACCACCAUCACCACUCCAAACCAAGAGUGAAGUCCUACGACCCAUCAACCCCCCAACCUGCCUCAUUACGUCACUCUGAUCCAUUCUUAUCUCAGCUGUUGGGGUAUACCUACUGCAACUUCAGAGUCGGACCUAUCACAUUAGAACCCACGGAUGACGGUAUGGCUGGUGUUGUCACUUUACUGUUGCAGCUGCCUGGAGGAGCCCAAGCACCUAACCGAGCGUGCUUGGGAUCGGCCCUUGUAACUUUACGCCACAACCUGCAGGAAUACUGCGGUCCCAGCCAUGUGGUCAGCAGUUCUCGAAAGGGACUUCUCAGCCAUGAAAAUCUCACAAGCAUGUCCCUUUAAACUUGGAACUCCGGUGGUAAAGUCACCGACCACAGACUAUCGGAGGCUAUAAAUGAUUAAACAGUGUCAUAAGACAUAUUCUGAUUAGCAGGCAACAGCUCUUCAGUGUUACCACGGUGUGGGGAAAGAACAAUAAAGACUGCAAAAGACUAAUUAAGGGUGUAAUACCCUAAACACUGAGUAAGAUGAACAAACCGCAUUAUGGACUUUUUUAUGUAAGGGGGAGGUUAUUUAUGAUGGUUUAGUGGAAUCAGAAUUUUUUUUUUUUCAAUGGGGUUUAAGUGAAACCCAACAAAACACUGCUUUAAAGGUCAGCAUCUCAUAAAUCCGUAGCUGCUGUCUGUCUACAACCUCUUGUGAUCAAGACAUUUUCUGGAGAAACCUCCAACCAGGGCAGAUGGAGAAGAGUCUGUGGUUCCUUGGCUAAUGUGAGACGUUGCAUUCCGUUUUGUACCGCCAACUGGACACUACAAAUUCAACCAGUAAGCC